Molecule: messenger RNA, 1090 nt
Organism: Ruditapes philippinarum (Manila clam)
Lineage: Eukaryota; Metazoa; Mollusca; Bivalvia; Venerida; Veneridae
Product: acetylcholine receptor subunit delta-like
Exons: 2
Coding region: 113-1087 (324 amino acids)
Biological process (GO): signal transduction; chemical synaptic transmission; regulation of membrane potential
Cellular component (GO): membrane; neuron projection; synapse
Molecular function (GO): extracellular ligand-gated monoatomic ion channel activity; neurotransmitter receptor activity; transmembrane signaling receptor activity
Source: RefSeq, a predicted model, not a curated record
UGCGCGAUGUACUGGACGGCUAUGACGUCUGACGCAAAGUUUUUCAGCUUAUGAUCUUCUUAUAAUCGGACGGAGCGAUCAAAUCAUUACCUGGAAUCCAAAGGACUAUGGAAUGGCAUACUCGACAUUAUUUAGGUUAUCCGACGUAUGGUAUCCGAAACUGGUCCUGACAAAUCCGUACACAAAGCUUCCUGACCUUGGAGAUGACUGGAUGACAAUAAGGAUAUAUAACUCCGAGCAUACAACAUUUGUACCUGGAGCCGUUUUUGACACUUCUUGCAAUGUUGACGUCACAUUUUACCCUUUUGAUACGCAGACAUGUAAGCUGUCUUUUAACGUAUGGGGCUACGUAGGAACAGAAGUAUACCUACAUCCUAACGUUGAUGAAGCACUUUUGGAUUAUUACUCAGAGAAUGGCGAAUGGCAGUUGGAUUCUACAAGGGUAGAAAGAGUAGGCGGUGGCCAGGUCACGUCCGAUUCGUUAAAAAUCAUAUUCAAGAUCAAACGUAAACCAAUGUUUAUAAUUGUAAACGUAGUUCUACCAAUAGUAUUCAUGGCAAUGAUAAAUAUUGUGGUGUUCGUAUUACCAGCUGAAUCCGUAGAGAGAGUUUCGUAUUCCGUUACAGUGUUACUUGCUCUAGCUCUUUUCAUGACUCUUGUUGAAGAUAAUCUUCCCAAGACGUCAGAACCGAUGCCGAUCCUAAGCUACUAUUUGAUGAUUCUUUUGAUCUUGAGCACGCUCAUGACCGUGACAACUAUACUGAAUCUGAGUAUUUAUUUCAAGAAAGCCCAGGUACCCGGUUGCCUAAAAAGUAUAUUCAGAUUCGUGUACUGUUUCCGCUGUAGGUUCGGACGAAAGACUGAUAAAAAUAACAAGGUUUAUCCGAUAGACAAUACGAAUAAGAGGAAAAUUCCAGUCGUUACUACCAUCAAUUUGGAUAUAGAGGAACCAGACAUAACAUGGCAGGACAUCAGUACAUGCAUUGAUUGGAUUGCAAUGGCAUUCUUCUUUUUUGGGACCAUUGUUACAAAUGCAAUUUUCCUAUCGACAAUGGCAAAAAAUAAAGAUAGCACUUUGAAUAGCUAAUGC